Dioscorea cayenensis subsp. rotundata (Guinea yam) is the source of this 294-nucleotide messenger RNA. Its product is annotated as probable acyl-activating enzyme 18, peroxisomal. The transcript is spliced from 3 exons. The record is from RefSeq and is a predicted model, not a curated record. The coding region runs from base 1 to 285 and encodes 94 amino acids. NCBI's taxonomy places the organism in Eukaryota, Viridiplantae, Streptophyta, Magnoliopsida, Dioscoreales, Dioscoreaceae.
AUGCGAUGUCGCUUAAAAAGAGCUCGAGAUCAAGUCAUGAUGGUUGCAAAUGCAAUUGAUAAACUGUUCUCAAAAGGGGAUCCAAUUGCCAUAGACAUGCCGAUGACAACUACUGCAGUGAUCAUAUACCUUGGAAUCAUCCUUGCAGGGUGUAUAGUUGUAUCAGUAGCUGAUAGCUUUGCAGCGAAGGAAAUUGCAGUUCGCCUGAGCAUAUCAAAAGCAAAGGGAAUAUUUACUCAGGAUUUUAUUGUAAGAGGAGGAAGAAAAUUUCCACUUUACAGGUAAGAUAUGUGA